This is a messenger RNA of Colletes gigas, 7005 nucleotides long. It is a transcript of the gene Elys, whose product is annotated as protein ELYS. Lineage: Eukaryota; Metazoa; Arthropoda; Insecta; Hymenoptera; Colletidae. The record is from RefSeq and is a predicted model, not a curated record. The coding region runs from base 259 to 6873 and encodes 2204 amino acids. The transcript has 6 exons.
UUCAAAAUGUAUGUAUGGGUAGUAAAACGAAUUUAAAAGAUUCUGACACUUUUACGUGAUUCUAAAUUACACUGUGCCUCAUAUACUUUGUUGAAUGAUAUCGCAAAUAUACACAAUUGAGGUUUGCGAUAAUCGUCUUUGCAGGAACGUGACAGGAUCAUUGAAAUUUGGCGGUAACAUAACCUUAUCGUGACCUUAGUGAAAUAGUUUAUAAAUGAUUUUUUCGGAUCUCCUUUAUUCUAAUACUGCGUGCAAAAUAUGAAGGAGUUGGAGGAGGUCAAUUGCGAGGUUCGCAGCAUUUUAGAUAUUAGGCACUCUGUAUUAAGCUGUUUAAAUAAUGGAGAAGGUGAUGAUGGUGGAUUAUCGAACAAUUCACAAGUAUACAAUGGUUUUGAUAAUCCCUGUGGUGGAUUUUUGAAUGAUGGUACAUACGCUUGGCUGAGCUAUGGUUGUCAUAUAUUAGUUCUAAAUACUAAAACAGGCGAAAGUACCAGUUCAUGGACCUUUCGUGGAAAGAUCACUUGUGUGUGUCAGUUCCCUACACAAUGUGGGGAAUUACCAUUACUUCUUGUUGGUUUAGAUAACAAAGCUACCAGGAUUAAAGAUUCUGUGGGUUUACUAUGUAUCUUUGACUGUUCUACAUCUCGAGUUUUGAGAGCUAUAAGAAUGCCAGCUGGCAUAGAACAGGUUUGCAUUGUGUCUGGAGGUGCAGAAUGGGAGGAAUUUAAUGAUCAGAGACCAGACAAUAUUCUCAUGCAAAUGGAUGGGAUAGCAUGUGUAGUACUGCGUAAUCUUAAUCAUCUCAUGAUUGAUCUUCAAAGAUCUGCUUGGGAGGUACCUGAUUUGUCUCUUAUAAUGGAUGAAACUUCUCCAGCUGAUAUUGAAUAUUUAACAUCAAAAGAUUCUUUUAAUAGACAUCAAUCAAAUAAGAGUAAACACAUGGCUUGUAAUUUGUUGAAUCAACGUAUAGAAAAACAUAUUGGGUUUAACAGAGAAGAAUUUGAAUCAUCCGUUUUUUUAGAUGAAAAGCUAACAAAUACCAUCGUUAGUUCAACGAAGAUUGGAUGUUUAAUAUCUGGAUGUUUAGGUAGAGUGAUAAUAUGGCAAAACAACGGUUCUGUAGGGUGGAUUAGUUUGCCCGUCGACGAAACUAUGAUAGUUACACAUUUAGCACUUUUGGAACCGACCGAUGAUCCUCGACCUUUUUACUAUUUGUGGGUCGUUUUUCAAGACGACUUGUACAAGGUUCCACCGCUAUUAAGAAUGUAUGCCUUAUUAUUCGAACGAAAAUACUGUGAUAGAGGAACGAAUCUGUACUUCAAUUUAGAAGCCGAACCUAGCCUUAAAUUUGAAUUCGAAUUAGAUACAAAUGACAGAGUUGUCAGUUUAUCCACCAUCGAAAGGGGAGCAAAUCCCGACCAAACGGAAUCAGAGUUUAAACGAGGCGAGGACAGUUUACUUCUCGUAUCGACUACUAAUCGCGCAUUGCUAUUCGAUUUAAAUCAAUGGUACAAAGAACAAAUGCCUCAAACUGUCAGCGAAUGCAAAAAUCCGAACAGCAUAUUGGCCAGUUAUAACACGAAAUUACGGCCGUCCAACGUGGCUAGCAAUGAAAUAAUCUGUUGUACUUACAUUCCUCGUACUUUGCAAGAAUUUCCAAAUAACAGUUUAAGUUCGUUGGAAGAAUUAUUCUAUCCGAAUUCAUUGUCGCUCGAAUGGAUAGAAUUGAACAUGACGAAAUUAACAUUCUGGUUAUGCCGCGGUGUCCAGGCCGAACUGCUUCGUGAAAUGGCGCUUGCCGGGCCAUUUGUGUUAACGCAACCAUCCAAAAUGUUUCACAAAUGUCUCUCUGUAGGCUUAGUACCCUUUAAUACGGACGUUUCCUUCACGAGCGAUCAUAAUGUUCAAAGAGAUAUGUUGCUGUCUCUUUGCUUGGAGCAGCGUUGGGCAACAUUUUUGAUAAGAUGCGCUAAAGAAUGGUCGGACGGAAGCGCAGCAUAUAUGUACCCAAGUUUUUUGAAAUGGGGUAUACAACGUGCAUCCUCGAUAAAAAUGAUCGCGGAUAAUUUGUCCAUUCCGUUAUUCGAUCAGUCGGGCAACAAUAUUGGAGAAUCCGAUGUAAAGACCCUUCGAUUUUGUUACCAACAGCUAGAAUGUCUAUCGAACGUGGUAGCAAAGCUGCCUUUCGAAACGAGCAACCUGAUAAAUCAGCGAAGAGUACUUAAACGCGUGUCCAUGUACUUUCAAGUACUCCUCUGGUUCUAUGAUGUAGGCUUGUUGCCCGAAUUACAGGAUUUAGAGGAGGGUCCUCUACCGCUCUCCCUUGCACUGAAGAUUCCGUAUCCGUAUGAAAAAUUGUUUUCCUUAUAUAAGGAAAAGCGAGAGUCGAUCAACAACGACAGACAGAACGGUGAAAAUGAGGUUCUCUUUAUAGAUGAACUAAUAACUCGGGAAUGUCCUGUUUUGACUUUACAGUGGGAAAGGGAAGCUAAUGAUACAUCUACGAAUGGUUACUAUCCGCCUCCAUCGUUGCAGUCAUUGUUAAGAAGUUACUUAACCGACUGUGAUCAAACUGAAUCUAAUGAGAUACAAUGCAAACAUCAGAUCACCAUAUAUCUUCUAAUGGAUUUAGCAAUGCUACUGCAAGGAUCUUAUCCUGGGGUGGACCAGCUGAUUAAGUAUCCUUCCUCAUUUAAGAUGAGCCCCAGCCUUAUAAAGCUUACGCAAGCAUUCUGGCUCCUCGAUCAUGACGAUUACCAUGGAUUCUUGGAUAUGAUGACUGGUCCAUUAAUAUGUGAUUCUGACGUUAAAGACUGGCAUCACAAACUGGUAUUGAGGACUUUAGUAAGGAACGGUCAACAUAAACUGGCUUUGAUGUAUCUACGCGUAAGGAAGCCUCCUUUGUCAUCCAUUCAGGAUCAGAGCACGUUGAUUGAUUUGUCGGUGGGACACGGCUUGGUUCAAUCAGCUUUUCAUCGUAGACCACAGUCCCACUAUGCUCAGCUGUUGAUGUGCUUUUUCCAAGCGUGUAAAACUUACGACAAGCUGGGCGAUAUCUUGCACUUGGCUUUGAGUUCCGCGGAAGAAGAAAUGUUCAUCAAGUUUUUGGAAGAGUCUAAAUCCGAAAAUAUGCGAUUGCUGUAUUAUUUGCAACGUUGCCGUUAUAUGGAAGCUAAUAGCGGUAACUCAAUCGGUAGAUACAACGCUGUUUCCUCGACAAAUCUUCACGCAGAUAUGUUGAACGCUUACAACGCAACUUUGCCUGACGUGGUGAAACGAUUUAACAUUAACAUGGAUAAAACAAACUUAGACACGGGCUUGGAACCGCGGUACCCUAGACCGAUGACCUAUAACAGAAGUUCUCAGUGUACGAGUAUUUAUGAGACUGUUAUCAAAAAGGCAAGGGAGACUUUUCUCAAAGUCGAGAAAUCUGUAAUCCCUUUUAUCACUGCUCCGUGUACGACGUUGAAACUGGACGACAGUUACGUUAACAUUAAUUGCGUAAUGUCCCCGAAAGUUAUACAGACAAAUCGGAAGCGCACUUUGGACGACAUGCAACAAGAGGAAAAUAGCGAAAUAAGAACGACAGAUAAAAUAAAGCGUAGAAAGCUGCUCGACGAAGGAGAGGCAGCUAUAAACGUGGCGUUCAGUACACCUUUAGUAAAACGCAAAGUAUCUAGCAACAGAAACACACCCAUCGAAACUCCUCACUCUAUUUUAAAGAUCAGGCAACUUAUAAGAAGUUCAACAUCGUCUACUAUUAGCCCCGUACAGGGUGAAAUCAUAGACAGUCCAGAAAAGAAAAUCAAUAGACAAAUACGAUUCAACAUUAGUCAGUCAAAGAAAAACAAUUCCUACAGUGAAGUAAAUAGUGAAGAUAACAGUAUAGCUACGCCAAACAUAAUUAAAGGUAGCAACGAGCCAUUCUUCGGUACAACAGUUAAUGAAGAGUCUCUUAUGGAGAGUCCAGCCUUGGCAGAUAGCAGUUAUACUUGUAUAAAUAUACAGAAUGUUCGUCCUAGACCUCAGUUAAAGAAAACCAAUUCCUACAGUGAAGUAAACAAUGAAGAUAACAGUAUAGCUACGCCAAACAUAAUUAAAGGUAGCAAGGAGACAUUCUUCGGUCCAACAGUUAGUAAAGACUCUCUUAUGGAGAGUCCAGUCUUGACGGAUAGCAGUUAUACUUGUAUAAAUAUAUACAAUGCUCGUCCUAGACCUAGUCUCAGAAGAACUAGCUUACAGACAUCCGCAGAAUCAUUACAAGAUUCAUCGGUCAAGUGUUCGAAAACAGGAAGUUCUACGAAUUAUCGUUUGACCGAUUCACUUAGUGUAUUAGAAAAUUGUAAUACGCCGAUUUAUUCUUCGCCGAUACUUUCUCCGCAUAGCAGUUUCGAAAUAAUUUCUUCUGCGAGGAAAUCAAACAAGACACCUAAACUAUAUGCUGAUUGCCCCAAUUCGUCUAAUACUGUUAUAAACAGCCCUAGUCUCAGAAGAACUAGCUUACAGACAUCCGCAGAAUCGCUACAAGAUUCUUCGGUCAAGUGUUCGAAAACAAGAAGUUCUACGAAUUAUCGUUUGACCGAUUCACCUAAUGUAUUAGAAAAUUGCAAUACAUCGAUUUAUUCUUCGCCGAUACUUUCUUCGCAUAGUAGUUUCGAAAUAAUUUCUUCUGCGAGAAAAUCAAACAAAUCGUCUAAACUGUAUGCUGAUUCUAAUUGUCUCAAUUCGUCUAAUACUGUUAGAAACAGUCCUAGAUUCGAGAAAUCUCGCAACAAUGUUGAAGAACCGAUGAAUGUAGAUGAUAAUGAAAAUAAUACCGAAUUGGAGUCAUACGUAGAACGAACUACGUCUCCUGUUAUAGCCAAAUCGAAUUAUGUCCAGUUCACUAGCAGUGACCAGAGAAGUAACGAUAAGCUGAUGGAGGAUGAUCAAAGUAAAUGUAACAAUGGAGACGUUUUAAAGAGCAGAAUCUUGGAAACCGAGAACGAACAGACGAAGGAUAUCAAUUGUUCAACCGAUAGCGAAGAAAACGAUGACAACGAAAAUGAAUUUGAGAGCUUUUCCAGUACGUUACAGAACAAUUCUGGUCUUUCGACAAACAGAGAACGUCGUUCUUGGUCGCUUUACGACGAAUCACAGAAGGAACCGUCUAAGGGUAUCCAUGAACAGGCAGAUCUGAAAAAUAAUGAACAUUUUGACAUCACCGACGACGAGUCCUCGAACAGUGGCGACGAAGUUACCCUGGGUUUUGACGAAACGGAUAACAAAUUUAAGCGAAAGUCGCGAACAUCAUCGAUGCACGUGGAAAAUAUGUACAAUGUUUCAAAUAUCACCGACGAUGAAUCUGAUUUCAGCGAAGAUAUAAAUGAACCCAAAAGAAAAUGUAUUGUAUAUCCAGACACAGAAGAGAGUGUACACAAAGAGUCCAAAUCCUCGACAAAGGAAAAAGUAAAUGUAGAAUCAUACAAGGCAAAGAAAGAGUCGAUAAAUCUUGAUAACAAUAAUUCUAGCAUCAGGGACGAAGUAAAUGAAUCAGUCCAUGAUUCGUCUGUACACAUAAGUUAUAAAGAUACCGUUAGUACUUCUAACUUGGAUGGUGAGUCCUCGUCCAUUAAUAAGAGUGCCAUGCCAAGAAUGACUAGAUCGCGCAGAGCUUCCUCGAUAACAAAGGAAACAAGUUCACCUUCCAAAGUUGCUGCAAGGUCUAUGCCAAGGCGAGCAAGUUCACUGGUAAAAGAAGUUCUGAUCGCGUCUGUCGCUGAGGACGAAGAUUCUAAACGAACAGAUUCGUUUGAAUUGGAAAAUUCGUCCAGCAUCUCCACGCCAAGAAAAGCUAGAGGUAGAAGGGCAUCGUCUGUGUCAAAAGACGUUGUUCCUAAAAAAACGGAAACAGAGGAUGAAGAACCCAAGACACCGGUGAGGCGGAGCACGAGACGCGCUGCUUCUGUGCAAAAAGAAUUGUCAGAACCGACAAAACCCUUAACGAAAACAAGCAGGGCUUUGUCGUCCUCUAGUUUAGUAAUAGAACGCAAGGACGCGAAGGAUCAAACGGAAACUAAAAGUUCGAGAAAGAAAACCUCGACCACGCGUGAAAGAAAAUUAAGUUUAACGUCGUCGAGAUCCACGAAAGAAUCAAAGACAAACGAAGAAGAGAUGGAAGAAGUAAGCGUCGUGAAACCGACGAGAAGACGUAGUAGCUCUGUGCCUAAAGAAAUAGAGGAAAAGGGAAGAGGUCGAAGGUCUAGCAGCGUCUUGAAGGAAACCAUUCCAGAGGGUUAUGAGCUUUCAUUGGACGCUACGAAAGAAAAGCAUUUAGCGAUACCAGCAGUGAACAGUCCAGCGGCAAAUACACGUAGUCGUAGAUCAUCGAUACGAUCGAUACCGGAGGAACUCGAGGAAAUUUUGAGCGUGCCAUCGAAAGAGAGAAUUUCUACCACGGGUAACAGAGAACAAGCUACGCAAAGUGCUCGACAAAGAAGGGCUUCGAGUGUCGGGCUCUCGCGUACAGAAACACUGAAAAGAACUAGAGCUACUCGUAGCAAAGGUGUUCUCAAAGAAGUAAUACCGGAAGAGGAGGUAGCGGAAGUAAAAAAUGAAGCAAGCACGAAGGUUUCUAACGUUAAGAAAGUUUCUGCAAGAAGGAAACGUACAUUGUCGGAGAGAAUUAUUGAAGAAAUAAGCGAGGACGCGCAAAAAACAAGAAGUCGAAAACCGAACGCAAAACAAGACGUUAGCGAUCAGUAUUCGUUUUCGCAGCCAGAGAAAACAGACGAUGCGCCAUUGGAUCAAAAAGCUAUUGGAGAAGUGCCAAAUUACGUGUUCUCGCCACCUCAUACUAGGUCAAGGGAUGUUACUUCCGACCAUCGAAAAUAAAUAUAAUUCUCCUAAUUUUGACCGAAGACGAAGCGGGUUUAGAGAAGGAAGAGGAAGAGGAGAAAAUGUACAGAAAAUUUUACACAUAAAAAGCACCAGUAAUUACGUCUGCAUAACUAUAAAUCGCUGUAG